UAAGAUGCAUGCUGCAGGCCUACAUGAGUGGUUUUCUUGAAGGACAGACAUUUAACCAUGAUAUUAUUAAACUACUGAUUAAUAACUUAGUGUGCAUAAUAACAAAAAAACAUAGCCCAAUAAAUUUAAAUGAUUAAAGAUAUAAUAGGUAGGCCUAUAAUACUUUUGUUUUGGACCCAAAGCAUUGUGUGUAAUAUAGUAAAAAACGUAUUUUCUCUUUUUAAUCAGCCUAUUAUAAUUUUACUCGGUUGAAAUGCAACAUUAUGACAGAUUGCAUCAAGAGCUAAAAGCACCGGAUACAAGGAAUGAGCCGGUUAAAUAAAGUAAAACAUAGGACACAGACAUAGCCUGACCUCUCAUCGCCUCUUUUAAGUCCACCCUUUCGUGAAAAGUGUUAAAAUGCAUUGCACUAAUCUGUGAGUGCCAGCUCUCGCUCUGCUUUUCCCGUGUUCACCUGUUGCGAGGCUCGUGCGCUAUACUCGCGAUGUUUUGAAGGCCGCCUGUAGGUGGAGUCAGGAAAACAUCUGGUGAACCGCGCGCUCUCUGUCGAGACAUCCAAUCUAAUCCGCCGCCGCACCGGACACCAGGCGCAAGGCGUCAGGGACGAGGGUAUGAGAGCCCGACGCUUCCGAGACGAGUUAACGGUUGCGAGUAUAACAUCAGAAAGCGUACGGUCUAUAUGAACACCCUAUAUUGUACAAGACCAACUGGGAGGCAACCACGGAGUGCACUAAUGAAGACAUGAAUAAGAAGGGAUGAAGUCAUCUCCUGCGCUUUAUAGCCAGGAAACAUCACCGAUGAAUGAAGUGAUCGAUCAAUCCACCGCUCAAGAGGCCUCGAUGGUGGAGGAAUCGGUCUCGCUUGCUUUCGGCCGUAUGCGCAGAAUGUCGCGGGAGAGGUGUGGAAAGAGGCAGGCUGAGAUCUAUUAAUACAGACAGACCCAUUGAUCAUUCAGCUCAGCUGCUUCACCCAUCAGUGCAGUGCCUGGUUAAUAUUGCCCACUGGCAUCGGGCUAUGGGCGCACCGUACGGAACGCGACGUUGUAAGGGUUUGUUUGAUGAAUAAAUGACAUUGGCGUCUCUCUCGCGUAUCAUGCUGGUGGACCCUCCGCCGUCACGCGCAGCGCUUCGGCUCCUGGAUAUAAACUGAAAUACGGUGCAAUGUGUUCGUUUUGGAAAUUCAAUAAGGUGCGCAAUAAAACACCGUGUGAGUGCCGCGGAGCAUCGGACAGGCUCGCAAUCCACGCCGUGGCCUGUGUGUGAAACGCGCCGGAGAAUGGAGAAGUUCCUGCAGAUAGCGCCCCAUUCCCUGGCCAUAGUGCUGUCGCGGGUCAGCGUGGAGGAAGCAGCCGCGGUCACGGAGAGGCUUCAGCACCAUCACACCGGCUAUGAGAUAUUCGCCGACUUCAAAGCGGAGAACAUGCAGCACUUCUGGAAUAAGAAAGUCACGGACGCCAUAUCGGAGACCUUCUUCUUGGGCUGGAUAGAUGAACAUGUUCUGCUCAUUCAAGGCAAGGAGGAUCAUUUGGAGGUCCUGAGGGAAGGAUGGACACGGAGAGCCCUCAAACCACCGCGGGGCUUCGAGAUCAAGUGCAUAGGUGAUGCAUCUCCAAUCAGUAUGUCACCCAUCAGUCAGUCUCAGUUCAUCCCACUGGGAGAGAUUCUGUGUCUGGCCAUCUCAGCCAUGAACUCUGCCCGCAAGCCUGUCACACAAGAUGCACUGAUGGAGCACCUUGCCACCUGCUUCCCAGGUGUACCCACUCCGAGUCCAGAGAUCCUGCGGCACACGCUGAACAUGUUGGUACGGGAGAGAAAGAUCUACCCCACACCAGAAGGUUACUUCAUUGUUACUCCACAGACCUACUUCAUCACCCCCUCCCUAAUCCGCACCAACAGCAAGUGGUACCACCUGGAUGAGCGGCAUCCAGAGCGACAGCAGCAGCAGCAACAACAACAGCAGCAACAGCUUCAACAACAGCAGCAGCAGCAACAGCCGCCACCUCAACAGCAAUGCACAUCACCACAAUCUGGAACCAUAACUCCCUCCACCUCUGGCUGCGUACGAGAAAGGCCUAACCCUAAGAACCACUGCGACUCCUAUAAUGCCUACCGUGAUGAGGUGCCCAGCAUUCAUACCUCAACAAUUCAAAGAAAAUCCCCAAAAGAACCCAAAGGAGAGCCCCCUUCAUACCUACAACCCCCACCGCCUCCACCUGCCAUUCAGCAUCCACCUGACCCCACCGACAAGAGCAAGAGCAUAACCGCCACCUUCUCUUACAAGACAGAUACACUAACCAAGAAGAAGGAGGGCAGUGGUGGGGGCAGCAGUGAGAGGCAGUCUAAGAAGUUUGGGCUAAAGCUGUUCCGCUUGAGUUUGAAAAAGGACAAGACCAAACAGCUGGCCACCUUUUCAGCACAGUUCCCUCCAGAGGAGUGGCCCUUGAGGGACGAGGAUACACCGUCUGCUGCAGCGAUCCCUCGUGAGGUGGAGAUGGAGAUCAUCCGCCGCAUCAACCCAGACCUGACAGUGGAGAAUGUGGCCCGUCACACAGCUGUCAUGAAGCGACUGGAAGAGGAACGAGCUCAGCGCUGCAAGGCCAGCUCCUCAGCACAGCACAGUGCUCGCAGUCGCCGGAGCCGAGGCCACCGGCGUGUGCCACAUGGGAAGUCACGUUCGCACAGCAAGACACGGGCUUCUCGGGGAGACCCCUCUGAGGGCUCCAAUCUGGACCUGCCAGCAGUCAGCCUGGAGAGGGACUACCGUUUUUUCAGUCACUCUCUGGUACGCUCACCAAGAGAGGGAAUGUACACAGUGGAACGCAGAAGUGGUGGUGCCUACCUUGUCCACAGCAACCCCAACAUUGCUGAGUCACACUUUCCUGUCACCCCAGAGUGGGAUGUUUCGGGGGAGCUUGCAAAGAGGCGGACAGAGAUGCCUUUCCCUGAGCCUUCACGUGGGACGUCACAUUCUAGAGUGCACCGGAGCCACAGCCACACUCAGGACCGCAAGUCACGCAAUGAGCGGCCCGAUAAGGCUAAAGAGCGAUCGCGUUCUAUGGACAACUCCAAGGGCCCACUGGGAGGUGGGAGCUCCACACUUGGCACAGCUGAGGAUUAUGACCGCAGUCCUGAUGACAGAAGUCGCUACUAUACCGAUGAUGGGACGCUGAGGGCCUCCUCUCAAAAGGCCCCACACUACUCGUGUAUCAUGUUUUCUGCUGCCAAGUUCAGCUCUGAAAUGUCUGUACCUGAUAUGGGCAAAAUGAGUCUGGAUGAAUCGAGGCUCUGCAGCCCUCUAGAACGGAACAAAAGCAGGGACAGUCUCCCAGCCUACAGUGACCUGAAGGCCUUGUCGCCAAAGCCUUUGGCUGAUGACUACUUACAGUGCAAUACAUCGAAUGAAACAAUCCUUACUGCCCCACUGACUUUGGGCAAAUCUGACCAUGACACUUUAACCCCAUCUGAUGGAAUCCGCAAGGGCUCUCCAGCUGACCGGCAGACGCCGCACCUCACCCCUCCUCACCCCUUGGAGUACAAAGAGGACUCCUCCACCAAGGGGCACAAUGGUUCUGGCAAACCCACACUGAGCCAGACACCUGAGCCUAUGCCCAAUGGACGUUUGAUACAGCACCAACACAACACUGACCCAGGGGGCGGGGGAGGUGGUGGUAGCACUGGUGGCGGGGUGGACAAGAGGAAAGAGAUUUUUAGUAAGGACACUUUGUUCAAACCGCCACACAAUGUUUUGACUGUGAGCUAUGUGGACAGUGGCUACUCAAAGUCAGGCACUUUGUGUAAGACUCCGCACAUGAAAUCAUCCGAGGUCCUUGACACUCUGGAGACCCAGCAACCACCUAACUCCACCCCUUUGUCUGCAUCUGCCCCGGCACCUACAGGCACAGAACAGGAUGCUCCCUCCACAUCUGAAGCUGCUUUUGACUAUUACAACGUGUCAGAUGAUGACGAUGAGGAGGAGGCAGAGGAGGCCUCCCGUAAAGAGGCCGCCCCAACAGAAGCAAAAGGGCGGGCAGGGGCUGGAGACGGUGGUGGAGGCGGCGGGACCAUGCAGUGGUUGCUUGAACGGGAGAAAGAGCGGGAUUUACAGCGGAAGUUUGAGAACAACUUGACUCUGCUUAGCCCUAAGGAGAGCGAGAAUAAUAACAGCCAGAAGUCGGCUCACUCGGCACGGCUGGACAGCAUGGACAGCAGUAGUGUGACUGUAGACAGUGGGUUUAACUCCCCUCGCACACGGGAAAGCCUGGCGUCCAACACCUCAAGCAUUGUGGAGAGUAACCGGCGACAGAAUUCGGCCCUAAGUCCAGGCCACAUGGGUACCACCAGCAUCGGCCCCCCAUUCAGCUUCCGUGCAAUCCCAGAGCCCCCCACAACACAACCUGAGAAACUGCAGAAAUCCCCCAACUGCCUUGCCUCCAUCACCAGCGUCUGACACGGGCCUAUCUGGGUUGACGUAGGGUCAGGGUGAUCUGCAAUGUUGGGGUGCCUAAGUGCAGGAGGUUGGGUGAUUCGCUCCAUCAAGCACCUCGACUACAUGGGGACUGUUAAACCCACAGGCAUGGCUUCCAGAGACUGUUCCCACAGCAUAAAUGGUCACUGCAAAAAACAAAAUUAAAAGGGAAAAACAUGGAAAAGGAAAUUUCACAUAAUAGGAUUAUUUACCCUAACAAGCAAUUAAUCAGGAAAUUCUCCAGUCGGAAUCAACCAUUAUUUUCAAGAUAGGCUUGAAGUAACUGGUAAUUUAAUAAUGUUUUGUUUUCGAGAGUAUUUUUGUCAGCCACAGAUUAGAGAUCAUCCAGCCAGUGGAUUAAGUUUGCACGCAUUAAGAAAUAGAUGCUGAUGUGCAGGUCAAAGGUAUUAUUGGUAUGCAGUACAAAAAAAAUGUAAGGCAUAAAAGCCCUAAUCUGAGCAACAUUUAAUUCAUGGUUCAUAAAGUUGUAUAAUAUUCCUAAAAAUAAAUACAUUUGUCAUGACACUGUUAGCUACAUUGGUGACAAUAAGAAUCAUACUCACAUGCUUAAUAAAACAAUACAUAGACUGAAUUAGUGGGAAAAAAAUGAUCUCAUUCUGAAAUUAAGGCUUUUUU
This is a messenger RNA of Sinocyclocheilus anshuiensis, 5100 nucleotides long. Its product is annotated as storkhead-box protein 2-like. The coding region runs from base 1276 to 4446 and encodes 1056 amino acids. Gene Ontology annotation, molecular function: RNA polymerase II transcription regulatory region sequence-specific DNA binding. The transcript has 4 exons. NCBI's taxonomy places the organism in Eukaryota, Metazoa, Chordata, Actinopteri, Cypriniformes, Cyprinidae. Gene Ontology annotation, biological process: regulation of transcription by RNA polymerase II. Gene Ontology annotation, cellular component: nucleus; cytoplasm. The record is from RefSeq and is a predicted model, not a curated record.